Chiroxiphia lanceolata (lance-tailed manakin) is the source of this 744-nucleotide messenger RNA. It is a transcript of the gene RMP24, whose product is annotated as chromosome 1 C18orf21 homolog. The coding region runs from base 21 to 683 and encodes 220 amino acids. NCBI's taxonomy places the organism in Eukaryota, Metazoa, Chordata, Aves, Passeriformes, Pipridae. The record is from RefSeq and is a predicted model, not a curated record. The transcript has 5 exons.
CGGGGCGGGCGCUCGGCGCCAUGGGGCGGCGGCGGCUGCUGGCGGCGGCGGCGGCGCAGCUGGCGGGAGCCUGCCCGGGACAGGCGCGGUUCCUGCUGUGGACGCUCCGCAGCUCCCGAGCUAAUGAACAUGGAUUAGAAAGGAUAUGUCCUUACUGCUUCCAGUUCCUGGUUCCUGACAGCUACCGAGUGCGUCUCAAACCAAAGAUGAAAGUGUCUCCACAGAUAGAGAAAGUUCUUAAGCGAGAGGCGAAGAACCAUAAACUUAACAUGAAACAGACAAAGCUUUUGAAAAAGUACAGGGAGUCAAGCAGCGUUCUGCUAGUUACUUGCAAAUCAUGCAACAAAACAACAAGACAUUAUGGUAAAAGCAGGGAUUUUCUGUCAACCAAGACACAAAAUUCUGGCACUCCAAGUAUUAAAUCUAGCCUCAAGACACCAGAUGUAAAAAUUCCAUCUUCAAAGAAAAUUACACCUGUAAGCUCCAGUAGGUCGGGAUCUAAAGGGAACGGUCCCUCAACACUUCCCAGAACAUGUGAAUCUGGACAGGCAACAACCAACUCUGCUUCCAAGACUCCCCGAAACUCCAAAUUUCACUUUUCUAAGCUAAAACGGAUGCUCAACCUAGAAGAAAAAGAGAGAAGCCAGAAGGCAGAUUUCAAGACCUUCUUAACUUUACUUUAGUUCUGUAUUAUUUCAAAGUAAUAAAGAUUACAGCAAUAAAUAUUGUUCCUGUUCUAGUAAA